Drosophila innubila is the source of this 2392-nucleotide messenger RNA. RefSeq lists its product as uncharacterized. Bases 327 to 1622 code for a protein of 431 amino acids. The transcript has 2 exons. NCBI's taxonomy places the organism in Eukaryota, Metazoa, Arthropoda, Insecta, Diptera, Drosophilidae. The record is from RefSeq and is a predicted model, not a curated record.
AGAAUCAGCUAUAUUUUGUGUCUAAAAAGUUGGCAACACUGGAGCGAAACUCUAUUCGAUACAACUCUAAACCGUAGCGCUGUAGGAGGAUUUGCAAAAGACGAAAACAGUGAAAGCGGUGUGAAAAAGCAGGCGAAUAGAGAUAAGAAACAAAAUACAAAAGUCAACGCAAGCAGCAGCGGCGCGCCGUGUCGACAGCGCUAGCCGCUGGAGCUGGUUUUAAAUGGAUUAAGCGUUGCUCGCCAUAUCAAGCAGAGAUAACAAUAAACUAAGGGGGGGAGGCGGUUAAACGGAAGCGAGAGCGCGGAACGGAACGGAACGGAGUCAUGUCUUCGGCCGUCAACAUACAAAUCGUAUCGAUGCCGAAUCUGGCCAAGAUCGAGAACUUUUUCAAGGAUGUCAGCUAUCGUGAGACGAUCGAGUACAGCGCCAAUUUCAACACACGCCUCUGCAUUGAACGGCGACUGCGGCUGCCGUUCCUCGAUCCGCAAACGGGCGUCGCACAAAAUCACUCCCAGCUGUUCAUGGAUAAGAGACAACGAAUGCCGGGAUUUCGACAGGGCCAAAUCUACACGUAUCCCGCGACACGUUGGCGCAAAAGUCGGCGCCAGUAUUUAACCAAAAUGUACAGUUCCACACACAACAACAGGUUUCCCGAGCGCCCCUUUCAGGCGUUGCGUAAGGAGCACGAGGCACUGGUGGCCAGCGGCAUUAAUAUUGGCAGCGUCACUGGCCUCGGGGGCAUCACUGGCAUCGGAGGCAUCUCUGGCAUCGGAGGCAUCACUGGCAUCGGAGGCAUCACUGGCAUCAGUGGCACCGGCGGCAGCAUAGGCAGUGCAAAUAGCAGCAGCUCCACGUUGAGUCUCAAUAUGCUAACGGGCGGCGGCGCAUCGACGACGCCAACGGUUCUGAGCACGCUCCACAGCGACACCACGCACGACUUCAAUGGUGCGUUCAGCAUGGAGGAGUCGUGCUCGCUGGGCGCCGCCGGCGGCGACACAUCCGACAGCAAAGACAGUCAACUGCCAACACAACAGCAGCAGCAACAACAACAACAACACGCGAAAGAUGAACUGCCCAAAGAGUGGUUCUACGAUGAAAUGGAUAUGAACGAUGUGGAUUCGCUUGAGGAACCGAAAUCACCAGCCGAUGAUGAGUACGACUAUGAUCCACGUUAUGGCAAUAAGAAGCGACGCAAGCGUCGGCCCGGGAAGCGUGCAACGACACACGCUGGCGGGGAAACCACCAGCAUAAGCAUCAGCAGCAGCGCACGACGACGCAGUGCGGCGACACGGACGCGUGUCACGACCACAGAUGCGGCGCUGGAUGCCUCACUGGAGGCCAUCGAGGCGGGCGGCGAUAUUGGCGGCACGCCGACAACGAGCAGCGGCCGCAGAUCUCGCGUUGCCGGCACACGCGGCCGUCGACGUGCCAAAGGCGGCACCUCGACCAGCACAACAGCCAGUGGCAGCAGUGGCAUGCCCAGCAAUACAUGUGAUCCCCCAAGUCCGGGCCUGGUUAAUGAGCCGCCAUCGUUUGAGAGUGCCGCGGCUGCUGUUGGCGUUGGUGUCGGCGCCGAGGAUGGCAAUGCACAUCUGCGCAAUUAUCGCAAGUAUCUGUAACGCAAGGAUCGGACCAUGUAGGUGGCAUUGUGUACGGACCACGUUCACCCAAGCAACCAACCACCUACCGACCUACCUACCUACCUACCUACUACUAUCUAUCUAUCUAUCUAUCUAUCUAUCUAUCAAUCUAUCAACCAAUCUACGUAUCUUGUUUAUUGCAUUCGUUUAUUUAACGGUGAUUACUAUUUUUUCAAACAUAUGUAAUUUAAAGUUAGUUUAAGGCUUAGUUUAUUAGUUCCUUAUGCGAGUCCAGACCCAACCAGACCAGACUAGACAAACCAAGAGACAGAAGCACCAAAACCACAUCCAAGCAGUCGUAGCUAAAUUAUAAUUCUACUGGUAACUCUGUCGCCUAUCUAAUUGUACGUUCCCAUAGCCAAUUGAUUGUUAAUACUGAUCUAAGGUUUAUACAUAUGUAGUAUAUAGCCUAAAUAUGCACAUACCAAUAUACAUAUAUAUAUAUAUCUAAUAUAUAUAUAUUUAUAUGAAGCGACUUUACUUAAACGCGGUCAAUUUAAUCGCAAACUCUUAACGGUUUUUAUUGCCGCCACAAUUUUUUGAAACAUGAUUUUUUUUACCUUAUUAUUAUUUGAUUUUAUUAUUAUUUUUUUUUUAAAUGUAUCUUUUUUUCAGUUUAAUUUAUAUUUAGUGGAAAUUUGAAAAUGCAUUGGCGAAAUGUAUUAUUAGGCAGUGUGGUAGGGUUUAGGGUUCCAGUCCAGUUCAGUCCAGCGUAAAAUACAAAACAAAAACAAAAAAAAACCAACAAA